Molecule: messenger RNA, 1221 nt
Organism: Cooperia oncophora
Lineage: Eukaryota; Metazoa; Nematoda; Chromadorea; Rhabditida; Trichostrongylidae
Source: the annotation of a GenBank genome assembly
AUGCUUGAACGUGAUAGGAAUUAUUCUGGUCCAUCCAGUAGUUCUGCAAGUAGUACACAUGGAGCGAUUGAGGACGAUUGUUUGCCAACCAGUGAACCAGGCCCAAGUGCAAUAGUGGAGCCGAAGUCGGCCAUUGACGUCGCUCUCGAGCUUAUUGCCCAGGAAGAACUCGAGGCUAUCAAUGCAGCCAGAAUUGCUGCCCUGAACAAGCCCAAACCUCGUGGUCGUCCUCCACUUUCUCGAAAAACUGCUGAAAAUACUGCCACUGUGAAUGCAAAAACGGACGCGCAGGACUUGCGGACACCUAUGAAGCCAGAAAGAAACGGAGCAAUCGCAGGUAUUCUUAUGGAAUUUUUAUGGUUACCUCUGGUUUCCGUCGAGCUGACCAAGAUGGUUCUCGAUGUCGAGGCUUCUCAUUCUUCCAUCUUACUUACAAACGGGAUCGAAAGUUUCCCAGCGACGCCGCCAAUUCCAAUUCUGAAAGAUCACCUUGAAGUUGAAGCUGCAGCUCGAGUUGAACCACAAUCCAUGGAGGUUUCUUUGUUUGGAGCUGACAAUGGCGAGCCUGAAUCGAACGAUUUUCACAAAAUGGUCUUGCUCAAUUAUGGCAGUAUAGAUGGCCGUCUAGAAGACGACGAAGAAGAAGUUGAGGAAGAGGAGGGAAACGGCAAAGAAGUACCGCUCCCGAAAGAGUCUUCACCCAAAAAGGGGUCUAGGAAGAGCGAAGAAAAAAAUUCAUCUGAUACGUCUAAUCGUUGUGAGACUGUGGCGACCACUCCUGUUCGUGGACCGUUGUCGUCUUUAGAGGGUGGUUCAUCUAGUGUUGAAGAGAAAAUUGAAAAGUCCAGUCCAAUGAGUAUGGAAACGGAGGAAGUGAAACAGCCGCCGGCUCCCUUGAAUUCCGGAAAGCGUGGCCCAUAUGAGAAGAAAGGUAGAGGAAGGCCGAGGAAAAGCCGAGAAAUCAUUUCUCCUCCCAAGACAGGGAGACCUCGUGGUCGUCCACGAAAGGAUGGAGGUCAUUCAGUGCGGAAGGUGGAACGGAAAUCUGUUGAGAGAAAACUACAUGAACGUUUGCAAAAACGACGACCGCGCCGUGCCGCUGCUAUGAUACAGGAUUUCCUUGAAUUCUACGCAAAAGUAGACCUGGCCGAUCUUGAGUUUAUCCAUGCCAGAGUUUGUUUAUUUUUCACGAUUUUCAGCUAUUUUUACCUGAAUCAGAAA